UCGAUUGUUCCGUGGAAGCAAAAUCGUAUAAAUAGUGAACUAACUUAAUUCUAUCUAAACAGAAAACAGUUUUAUAAAGUUAAUAUUAUUCGGUAUCGAUUACAAAUUAUGAACAAAAUAUAAGUUAUUGCGUGCCAUAGCUGCUGCGACUAUUAAUUUCAAGCACUGUAAGGUGCACCAUAGUCGUCAUGGCGAAUGACAAGCUGAGCAUAAAACACCUUCUAUUUACUAAGGCUUUACCAAAUUAUAUACCAAAUGUUACUGGACAUAAGACAUAUUUAUGUACAGAUUGUGGGGAUAAAUUUAUAUUCGAAUCAAGCCUCAACACGCAUGUUAAUCGAAAGUCAAUGAAAAUAACAUAUAUGUGCAGACAUUGUAGCCAGUUAAAAAUUUUUUUCAAUAGAUGCAAGCUACUAUCUCACAUAAGAUCACAUUCUUUUAAGACUGCAACUAUCAAUGUCAGUGAUCUCAAUGUGGAGCCUUUGCCGUUGGAGCAUUACACUAUACCCCCAGCAAUCACUGGGCAAGAAAAUGAAAAAAGUAAAGUUCCUGAGAAUACGUCUACUACUUCAACAAAUUUCUGCCCAGAUUGUAAGAAACAAAUAAACGUAACCGGUAUAUUUUAUCAAGACAGAGCAAAUCAUUACAUGAAACUAUCAGAUGAUAUGACAUGUUACUCUUGUCCUGUGUGUCUUUAUUCCCUACCGACUACAUGUGCCCUUCAAGCUCAUUUGCGUAUUCAUUUGGGCAAACCACCAUAUAUUUGCCCAGAAUGUGGGGUGACCUUACCACAAAAAGGUACUAUAUAUCCAUUCAAUCAUGACUGUGAGGGAUUUAAGACAAUGAGAGUAACUACUCGACUGAAAUGUUUGAAAAAGAAUUGUAAAAUUUUUCACCCUAAUGAAUAUAGAGAUCAUAUGAAGAAACAUAUUAAAAAGAUGUUUAGAUGUAAAUCAUGUCCCAGCAUCUGGUGCAAUGAACAAGAAAAAGAAAAACAUUUGAAUUGCAAAGGCCAAGAAUAUAUUGAAUGUUACAAGUGUCCCAUCUGCCCUAAUAAAUUUGUAUCUGGAGCAAAAUUAGACAGACAUUUAUCUGGUCAUUUCAACAGUAAUAUGAAUAUUAUACUAGAAUCUCAAGUUUAUCCCUGCAGGCUGUGCUCCAACGUCUUUGAUCAAGUUAAAGGUUUGUUAACACAUCAUAUAAACGAACAUGGGGCAUCAAAAACCUUAAUUGGAAACUUGCUAUUAACAAGCACAAUACAAAACAAAGAAAUGUGUGUUGUUGUUAAAAGAUGCGAAAAAUGUCAUAGAAACUUUAAAUAUAGAUGCCCAUUUGACCAAAUCAAAACACUUCCAAAUGAAUGCCCAUUUAGAUGUUCUUCGGUUAAAGUAAAAUGCUUUGUAUGUAAAAUUGCCAUCAAUGAGCAGUGGGAAAAUAUAAAAAGACACGUCAAAGCUCUUCAUAAAGAACACAAGUGUGUAGAUGUUACAGUAAAUUUAAAACGGCUAAAACCCGAUACAAUCAAGCGAUACAGAAAUCCAGCAAAGAAGUUUAAAAGUGCUUUUUUAAAUAAUUCAGCGCCGAAAGUAGUUGACAACCCUACUGAAGAGAUUUUCAAAUGUAACAUGUGUGAACAGAAUUUUGUAAGCAAAAAUGAAUUGGAAUUGCAUAUAGUGAGUCACAGGGACCUUGGUAUGGCUUACCAGUGCCUGGAAUGUGGACAGAGCUUUGCAGUUAAGCCAUCUUUUUCUACACAUUUGAAGAUGAUACACAAAAUUUCUGAUGUCGAUAUUUAUAUUUCUAAAAAACAAUGCUUUAAUGAAAUGGCUUUCAGCAAAAGUCAAAAGAAUGAUAACCCUGUAAACAAUGAACCAGUACAAGAAAAUCAAUGUAAAAUAUGUCGGGAACAAUUUGGUGAUAAUAUUGCAUUAGAAAAACAUUUUAGAGUUCAUGGGAUGGCUUUCUUAAAAGAAAAUAUUAAUAAAAGCCCAAAUUAACUCACACUGGAACUGAA
Molecule: messenger RNA, 2014 nt
Organism: Aricia agestis (brown argus)
Lineage: Eukaryota; Metazoa; Arthropoda; Insecta; Lepidoptera; Lycaenidae
Product: zinc finger protein 687a-like
Exons: 3
Coding region: 189-1997 (602 amino acids)
Source: RefSeq, a predicted model, not a curated record